Messenger RNA from Osmerus eperlanus (European smelt), 1253 nucleotides. RefSeq names its product anti-silencing function 1Ba histone chaperone (gene asf1ba). Gene Ontology annotation, biological process: DNA replication-dependent chromatin assembly. Bases 92 to 685 code for a protein of 197 amino acids. The transcript is spliced from 4 exons. NCBI's taxonomy places the organism in Eukaryota, Metazoa, Chordata, Actinopteri, Osmeriformes, Osmeridae. The record is from RefSeq and is a predicted model, not a curated record. Gene Ontology annotation, cellular component: chromatin; nucleus. Gene Ontology annotation, molecular function: histone binding.
CAUUAUUAGAUGUUCGAACUGGGCCCAACGUUGACACUUGAGCAUUUGGUUUACGCGCCAGCCCAGCAUUUGCGGCGGCAACACUGCAACAAUGGCGAAGGUCCAAGUACUAAAUGUUGCUGUUCUUGAUAAUCCGAGUCCUUUCGGAAACCCUUUCCAAUUUGAAAUAACAUUCGAGUGCAUGGAAGACCUGUCUGAAGACCUAGAAUGGAAAAUCAUCUACGUGGGCUCAGCAGAGAGUGAAGAAUACGACCAGACCCUUGAUUCUGUUCUGGUUGGCCCAGUACCAGCAGGAAGACACAUGUUUGUGUUUCAAGCUGAUGCCCCAAACACUGGUCUGAUUCCAGAGAGUGAUGCUGUAGGUGUCACUGUGGCGCUUAUCACCUGCACAUAUCGUGGACAAGAGUUCAUUCGGAUCGGAUACUAUGUCAACAAUGAGUACACAGACCCAGAACUGCGUGAGAACCCUCCUGUCAAGCCAGACUAUGCACAGCUGCAGAGAAAUAUCCUGGCUUCAAACCCACGUGUAACACGAUUCCAUAUCAAUUGGGAAGGAUGUGCUGAACGGAUGGAAGACUCUGAGAAUGUGGACCCUUCCCCCAAUUCUAUGCUGCCCCCUUCCUGUCUUCCAGGCAAGGCCCCACCCAUGGGCUUGCUUCCAGAAAACUCUAUGGACUGCUUAUAGAAACACUUAAACAAAGUUACAAACUUUUGUCUUCACCCUCGCCAACCCUUGUUCCGGAAUGGACCUUGGACAUUCAUAUAUGGUUGUCGACUGCCAGACAUGCGGUGUUUCCAUACAGCUGUCCAUUUUUGUCUGAGAUACACUAUUAACAACUGUUAACUAUAAUCCCCCCAAUGUGGACUUCAAGAAAGGAUUAUUUUGUCUAGUAAAACUGAAUAUCUCUACUGGACUAAUCAAUUGACUGUAUUUUUCAAUUCAGUGUAUUUGUUAAGAAAUAUUUGCUUUGUUAAGAGUUGUGAUUUGUGACGAUAAAAAGAUUAUUUCACACUGCAAGUAAAGCAUAGGUGGGAAAACAAUCAGACAGUUAAGCUUAUCGUACUACACAGGCGCUUUUUGGCUAUUCCUCAGCCAUUAUAUUUCUCUUUCUAUUGCACUGGGUUAUAGUUUGCCAGCUAUCAAGUGUUGUAGAGUCUAUUGGAUUGGGUAAUAGUACUAGAGGCAUGAUAUGUAUAUAUCUUUAUUUCAUGAGACAUUUCUUUCUCAAAUAAAAUGUUUUUGUUUACAAAUA